Molecule: messenger RNA, 858 nt
Organism: Fonsecaea nubica
Lineage: Eukaryota; Fungi; Ascomycota; Eurotiomycetes; Chaetothyriales; Herpotrichiellaceae
Exons: 1
Coding region: 1-858 (285 amino acids)
Biological process (GO): N-terminal protein amino acid methylation
Cellular component (GO): cytoplasm
Molecular function (GO): N-terminal protein N-methyltransferase activity
Source: RefSeq, a predicted model, not a curated record
AUGACAACCGACCGGCAGGCAGAGAUCGAUGCCCGGGUAUCCACGGCCGCUCAACUCGAGUAUUGGGGCAAGCAGUCCGCCGACGACAACGGCAUGCUCGGCGGCUACCCCCACCUAUCUCGCGUGGACAUGCAGUUCUCUCGCAAUUUCCUGUCCAAGCUCCAUCGGCUCCAUCCGCUCUCAAGGGACAAAGGACCAACAUCAGACGGCAGCGUCCAUCAAAGAACGGGACAAUAUGCAUUCCGGCAUUGCCUCGAAUCUGGGGCGGGGAUCGGGCGGGUUACGCUCAACUUGCUGGCUUCACUUUGUGAGAAAAUCGAUAUUAUUGAGCCGGUGGAGAAAUUUACCGCCACUCUGACCGCCCCAGGGGCGCCGCUGGUUAAAUCUGGGCAGCUGCAGCGUGUUUAUAACGUGCCUUUGCAGGAGUGGUCAGCCGAGUCAAUUCCUUCCUACAACGCGGCCAACGCGGUGCCUGCAAACCCCAUAUCCGACGCAGAUGGGCGCAAGCCCUCACCUCCACUGGGCGAAGUCACGACUGAACAGGGGGCUCGUUACGAUCUUAUAUGGCACCAAUGGUGUCUUGAUUACCUCUCAUCCCCUGACCUCAUCCGCUACUUUAGGACAUUGGUCCCUCUGCUAGCGCCAGACGGCUGGAUCAUCGUGAAGGAGAAUAUCUCGAAUGCCGCGGACGGGGAAGAUAUGUUCUGGGAGGAGGACAAAAGCGUCACGCACAGCGAUCGCAAUUUUCGGGCGUGUUUUGAGCAGGCUGGCCUGAAGAUUGUGCGAACGAAGCUGCAGACAGGGUUUCCGAAAACGUUGCUGCCCGUGAGGAUGUACGCAUUAAGACCGGCAUCUUGA